Messenger RNA from Nymphaea colorata (pocket water lily), 550 nucleotides. Its product is annotated as NADH dehydrogenase [ubiquinone] iron-sulfur protein 6, mitochondrial. Bases 74 to 397 code for a protein of 107 amino acids. The record is from RefSeq and is a predicted model, not a curated record. The transcript is spliced from 3 exons. NCBI's taxonomy places the organism in Eukaryota, Viridiplantae, Streptophyta, Magnoliopsida, Nymphaeales, Nymphaeaceae. Gene Ontology annotation, biological process: mitochondrial electron transport, NADH to ubiquinone.
CUUGCCGCCGUAAGAAAAAACUCUCAUCCUCACCAGAAAAUUGGAGAAGCUCCCUCUUCCCUUGUUCUGAACGAUGGCUUCCGGAAGGAAAUUAGGGUCUUUCCUUCUCUCUUCGUAUCUCAGGAGAUUAGAUCCGUCGUACGCCCGGAGCUCGGUUCGGAAUCUGUCCCUUGUUAGUGCCCACACCGCAAAGUGGAUGCAGGACACCAGUAGGAAAUCUCCCAUGGAGUUAAUUAAUGAAGUCCCACCCAUCAAAGUCAAAGGACGCAUUGUUGCCUGUGAAGGAGAUACCAAUCCAGCUCUUGGGCAUCCGAUUGAGUUCAUAUGCCUUGACCUUAAAGAACCAGCUAUAUGUAAAUACUGCGGCCUGCGGUAUGUCCAACAUGAUCAUCAUUAGAAAAGGGAGCCCUUGACUUGGUUCCAGUUAAUCAAUGCAGAAAUGUCUAUUAUCUUUGUGACGUCCUCGAAGUGGUCAUUUCUUUCAUACCUGGAUUCCAAAUGCAUCUGGCAUGUACCUUUUCAUGCCUAAUAAGAAUUUCAUUGAUAACAA